AUGUUCUGCGGCACAUUGUUAUGUCGGGGUGGAUACAUGAUGUACCACCGCAAGGCGAUGGGAACAAUGAAGUACAGCAAAUGGAAGGGUAGUCACGGCGGCAUAAGCCACUUCUACGGCCGCACGCCCAUGAUUGAGGAGGUGCGGCGCAAUGAGCCUAUCACACUCAUUGAUCGACGAAUUAUGCACUACGUGCACCGGUCACGUCUGCGCCACUUCCAGUUGUUCCGCUCGUACCAGCAGAAAUCUAAUUCGACGGAGUGCAAGCUGCGUGAAGGCGAGAUGCUGCGCCGCCGCUGGCAUCGCAGGCUUCAGAAGUCUUUUAUCUCAUUCAUGCAGUUUAAGACGAUGAAGGUGCUUGAGGAUCAGGCAAAACUGGUGAACACGUACGGACAGGGGGCGGUGAACGCGGCGCUAGGCGACCCAUGGAACGCCGCCACGGACGCGGAAAGGGAGCGCAAGUGCGCGUCAAUCCGGCGCAAAGUGCGGGCACUGCCAACCGUCAACGUCGUGCCAAAGCACGUGGCGACGAUGAAGCAGAUUCACAAUGAUCGCUUCAACUACCGCUGGAGAGUGAACUGA
Trypanosoma grayi is the source of this 582-nucleotide messenger RNA. RefSeq lists its product as hypothetical. The record is from RefSeq and is a predicted model, not a curated record. Lineage: Eukaryota; Euglenozoa; Kinetoplastea; Trypanosomatida; Trypanosomatidae. The transcript has a single exon. Bases 1 to 582 code for a protein of 193 amino acids.